Messenger RNA from Corylus avellana, 1398 nucleotides. Its product is annotated as WAT1-related protein At3g28050. Lineage: Eukaryota; Viridiplantae; Streptophyta; Magnoliopsida; Fagales; Betulaceae. The record is from RefSeq and is a predicted model, not a curated record. Gene Ontology annotation, molecular function: transmembrane transporter activity. Gene Ontology annotation, cellular component: membrane.
ACAGCGCAGUGGAGUAGUAGAUAUUGCAGGAGCGUUUGUCCUGUUCAUGACUCAACAAGCAGCGUUGCAGAGAGGGAGAGAUAGAGAGAGAGAGAUGAGGGGCUUAGGAGUAACAGCAGCCAUGGUGGCGACACAGUUCGCCGACGUGGGCUUGAACACCAUAUUAAAAGCUGCCAUGAGUAGAGAAGGGAUGAGUAACUUUGUUUUUGUUGUUUACUCAAACGCCCUCGCCGUCCUCGUCCUUUUUGCAGCUUCCGUCAUCGUUUACAGAAAAAGAAGUCUUCCUCCAGUAACUUCUUUAGUAUUGUGUAAAAUCUUUCUUCUUGGCCUGCUAAGUUGCUGUGUGCAGACCUUCAUGUACGCUGGCAUAGGGUACAGCUCUCCAACUUUAUCCUCAGCAAUAGUCGAUUUGACCCCGGCUUUUACCUUCAUGCUUGCCAUCAUCUCCAGGAUGGAAAAGCUGGACUUGAGAGUCCAAAGCAGUCUGGCCAAGUGUAUUGGAACCAUAGUAUCUAUCUCAGGCGCAUUGAUUGUGACUUUAUACAGAGGUCUGCCUCUGGCAAGUGUUGCCGCAUCACCCAAUAGUCAACCCAAUGAGGUCCUUUUAUCAGCGCAAACAAAUUGGGUCCUUGGAGGCAUUCUCCUAACAUUUGGUAGCUUAUGUCUUUCAACAUUGUUUAUUGUCCAGACCCUGAUUAUAAGGGAGUGUCCUGCAGAGUUGAUUGUAACACUCAUUUGUUGCACUUUUGUGACCCUCCAAUCUACCGCGAUUGCUCUAAUUGCAGAGAUAGAUAAUCCAAACGCUUGGAGACUAGGGUCUAAUAUGGAGUUGAUAGCCGUAGGGUACUCGGCUGUUUUGGUGGUAGCUGCACGAAGUGUUGCUGUUACAUGGGCAUGUCGCAAGAAGGGCCCUGUCUUUGUUGCAUUGUUUAGCCCACUGGGGAUUGUCAUUGCAGUUGCCAUGGGGAUCCCUUUUCUUGGGGAGACUCUUUAUCUUGGAAGUGUAAUAGGAGCAGCUGUAAUAGCUCUUGGGUUUUAUGCUGUGAUAUGGGGGCAAGCCCAAGAAGAGAAGACGAUUGGAAACAGGGGAGUUUGUUGCUCUGACUCUGAGUCAUCUUCUUCUAAAGUUCCUCUUUUGCAAAACAAAGGCUUGGACAUCUAGGACUCUUUUGCACAAGAACAGUGACAGUAAGAAUGAUAAACCCUGAAUGUAUAGAUACAUUAGCGCACCCUGCUAGUUGAUAUUACUCUUCAGCAUGAGUUCAACCCUAAAACUGCUAGAGCCUAGAGGUAGCUUAAACUUCCUGCAUGUUUAUGUAUAUUAUAAAGAAGUUCUCAUUAUCCAAUACGUUACCACUAUCACAUGCAAUUGCUCUAUAUAUUUGGUGAGUUUUCCUC